CAAAUGUAAACCACGCAGUAUUAAAGUUACCAGACUCUCAAAAUGGCAGCCGAUACUGUACAGUCGAACUUGCAGGAUGAACUCGAAAAAUUUAAGACUGUGCAAAAACAGUACCAGAAGAGUGUGGAAACAAGACAAAAGCUUGAUGCCCAGCUGAACGAAAAUAACAUUGUGAAGAGCGAGCUGGAUCUGUUGGAGUCAGAUGCUAAAGUCUAUAAGAUGAUGGGUCCGGCUCUGAUACAGCAGGAUGUUGUGGAAGCCAAGCAGACAGUGGGCAAGAGAAUUGAGUACAUCGAAGGAGAGAUGAAAAGGCAAGACGGACUGAUCAAAGACCUUGACAAGAAGCAGAAUGAUCACCGAGAGAAAUUGGCCAAGCUUCAACAGCAGUUCCAGAAAGCACAAAUGCAAAAGUCGUAGCAGGCAUUGUAGCCUCUUCAAGCAAAGAAUGAACACUAUUUAAACUUUGUUUCAUUCAAAGUUGUGUGAUUUUCCCCUUGCUUAGAAGACCCUUGUCAAGGCUCAGCCAUUUGGAUCUCUGAAAGAGACUGGUUCCCCAUAAUAGGCUGGCACCCAUGGUGUAACUAGUUUAACAUAACCAAUAUGGAUUGGGUACUUGGCCAAGAUGACUGCAGGUUGAUCUCUCCUUCUGACUGAACCUUUUCUAAUGUGGACUUUCUCUCCCGUUUUGCAUGCUGUUCAGUAUAAUUCAAGAUUGUUGUCUCCGGUAGCAUAGUGCCAUUAAUUUGAUAAUUUACCUCGCUGAUAUUAUGUUCUUCACUGAUCCCAUUUAUGGGUACUGGAGUAAGAUGUCAGUGGUGUUCCUAUGUAAUAAAAUCAUUGUACCUAGAAACUACAUAAGCUAGAGUGACAGAAAAUGAGCCCCAUCUAGUAGAUUUUUGCAGUGACCUGCUUUCCAUCAGCUGUAUUUAUUCAACCCAAGGAUUUAGUCUGAAGAAGUUUGUUUACACGAGUGUACUUUGAAACAGUUUCAUUGAAGACCUUGCUUUUUGUGUGUAAUAUUUGCCAGUGGUAAAAUUCAUGUUUCCAUUAAAAAAAAUGUGGUAGCUAAAUCAAGCAGCUUGGUUUGAUCCAA
This is a messenger RNA of Acanthaster planci (crown-of-thorns starfish), 1093 nucleotides long. It is a transcript of the gene pfdn6, whose product is annotated as prefoldin subunit 6. Gene Ontology annotation, molecular function: protein-folding chaperone binding. Gene Ontology annotation, biological process: protein folding; chaperone-mediated protein complex assembly. The record is from RefSeq and is a predicted model, not a curated record. Gene Ontology annotation, cellular component: prefoldin complex; cytoplasm. Lineage: Eukaryota; Metazoa; Echinodermata; Asteroidea; Valvatida; Acanthasteridae.